UUAAGGUCUGUCCAAAGGACACGAGUUCCCAGUGGGCCUAACUAGAGAUGGGAGAAUGUUACAGCAUUAACUCUGUAGUCCCAAAUUCUGAAAACACAGAGAGCUACAGCAUGCAGUCUGCAAAUUCAGAGUCAGAUGUACAACCCAACAAUGAAGCACUGUUUUCAGCCUCUGAAAGAACAAAAUCAAAACUUCUUGAGCAAGUUUACUGGAUGGAGGACAAACUAGAAGCUGUGGACGUUAAGGAAGCCAGUAGGGAAUUAUAUGAAAAAAUAAUUCUAAUAAAAGACCAGUGCAUUGAGAAGCUGCAAGCUGAAAUAAAAGCUUCCCAGAAACAACUUAAAGUCCAUGAACUAAAGCACAAAAAGAGACUGAAAAAGCUACAAAUUGAUUUGGCAGCAACAAAGCAAGAGGCUGCCAUCAUGGCGCUGGAACUCAAUGAAAAGAUAAAGACGCUCUGUGAAAAAGAGUCAGCCCCCAGAGGAAUCAUCGUCCCAUCAUUUGCAAAAGAAUCUUCUACAGCACGAUUGCUGAAUCCUUAG
This is a messenger RNA of Fukomys damarensis (Damara mole-rat), 542 nucleotides long. RefSeq names its product coiled-coil domain containing 192 (gene Ccdc192). The record is from RefSeq and is a predicted model, not a curated record. NCBI's taxonomy places the organism in Eukaryota, Metazoa, Chordata, Mammalia, Rodentia, Bathyergidae. The coding region runs from base 48 to 542 and encodes 164 amino acids. The transcript has 6 exons.